UAUAAAGUGGACGGUGGCAGCGGGGGGUCAGUCGAGAGGUGUCGCCGGCGUGACAAUGUUGCCGUUGAAGCCUGUGAUAGCCGUUCUGGCUUUCGUAACCGUCGCUACAGCAGCGAAGCUUGAAACCCUAGAUAAUGCUUCCCUGAGAGCCAUCGACAGCGAGGAGGUGGCGCCGGGCUACCAAGCUAACCAGGUGCCCGUUCAAGGCGACUGGCAGGAGGAGGAAGAGGAUGACGACCUGUAUGACUAUGACUACGAGGAUUACCCGGGCGACGGUAAUUCCGAGGAGUACCCAACCCCCCCGGAUGGCGAUUCGGACGCCGGCGAGUACGAAGACUACGGCGAAGAAGAAUUCGAUGAGCAGGAACAAGACGAGAGCGACGAUGGCGUGCUCAAGCGCCGGAAGAGGAAGUUGAUCUACGGCGGCGGGGCCUACGGCAGGCGCGGAGGCUCUCGCGGAGGCUCUCCCUACGGGCGUCGCCGCAGCAACCAGAACUACCACGGCCCCGACUACGGCCGGGCGGCGGCGGUCCCAGCGGCGUUACUACGGAAGUGCCGCCCUGGCUUUCUACAUAAGCAGAAGCACAGCCAGUUUGGAUAG
Penaeus monodon (black tiger shrimp) is the source of this 601-nucleotide messenger RNA. RefSeq lists its product as uncharacterized. The transcript has 3 exons. NCBI's taxonomy places the organism in Eukaryota, Metazoa, Arthropoda, Malacostraca, Decapoda, Penaeidae. The record is from RefSeq and is a predicted model, not a curated record. The coding region runs from base 56 to 601 and encodes 181 amino acids.